Molecule: messenger RNA, 1817 nt
Organism: Cuscuta campestris
Lineage: Eukaryota; Viridiplantae; Streptophyta; Magnoliopsida; Solanales; Convolvulaceae
Source: the annotation of a GenBank genome assembly
AUCGGCCCACGAAAUCGACGAUCAUUUUUCUCUCUUUUUUGUCCCCCCACCUUUAAGACUUCCUCCUCCUCCUCCAUUUCUUUAUUGUCUUCUUCGUUCGGUAUUCGUCUUCUUCAGGUCUCUUUCCGCGCGGAAACAGUAGAAAUUUAGGGUCCGGCCGGGCCCGCCUAUAAAUUUCCGUUAUCCGACCCUAGAUUUCCUCACUCGCCCCGUUUGCUCAUAGAUAAACCCUAUUUCUCACGCUGUCUGAUUCCUAUUUCGUUUGAAUUUUGCGGUGGAUCUUGUUAAUUGAUCGUUUUUUUCUUCAAUUGAACUCAAAUUCGGGUGGAUAAUUCUGAUUGUUUGAUCAUCUCGGAGCAUGGACAGGCUCUCGCCGGCGCCAGUAUCUUCAUCGACGUCUAUAACCGAGACGGUGAACGGCGCGCACGAUUUUAAAAUCACUGGGUAUUCGUUGACGAAGGGGAUGGGAAUCGGGAAGUACAUAGCCUCCGAUACGUUCACUGUGGGCGGAAUCUCUUGGGCUAUCUAUUUUUACCCGGACGGGAAGAGCCCGGAGGAUAACACUGCAUACGUUUCUCUAUUCAUUGCCCUUGCGAGCGAGGGGGUGGAAGUAAGGGCGCUUUUUGAAUUGUCUCUUAUUGAUCAGAGCGGUAAGGAGAUGCAUAAAGUUCACAGCCAUUUCGGUAGGGCUUUGGAUACAGGCCCUUACACUCUCAAAUCUCGUGGAAGCAUGUGGGGAUAUAAAAGAUUUUUCAGAAGAACUUCUCUUGAAACAUCAGACUACCUGAAGGAUGAUUGUCUUGAGAUCCGUUGCUGUGUUGGGGUUGUUAGGUCCCACACCGAGGGGCUUAAGACCUGCUCUAUAUCAGUGACUCCAUCAGACAUUGGGUUGCACUACGGGCAGCUUCUGGAAAGUGGAAUGGGGACUGAUGUAAAGCUUGAAGUUAAUGGAGAGACUUUUGCAGCUCACAAGUUGGUACUGGCUGCUCGGUCACCUGUCUUUAGAGCACAACUGUUUGGUCCAAUGAAGGAUCAAGAGACAAACAUUAAAGUUGAAGACAUGGAGGCCCCUGUUUUUAAGGCUUUGCUGCAUUUUAUAUACUGGGAUGCAUUGCCUGAUUUGGGAGAACUUGCGGGUUUGAACUCCAAGUGGGCUUCAACUUUGAUGACUCAGCAUCUCCUUGCAGCAUCUGAUCGGUAUGGUUUAGACAGGCUUAGGGUGCUUUGUGAAGCCCAUCUGUGUGAGCAUGUUGCCAUCAAUACUGUUGCGACAACAUUAGCCUUAGCUGAUCAGCAUCGUUGUUUCACUCUCAAGUCGGUUUGUCUCAAAUUCAUUGCAUCGCGUGGAAAUCUUAGAGCUGUUAUGGAGACAGAUGGGUUUGAUUACUUGAAAGAAAGCUGUCCCUGGAUUGUAACGGAAGUGCUGGAGAAUGUGGCCAGGGUGUGUGAGCACCCUGGUAACAAACUGGUAAAUGAUGGCGUCCUAGAUGGAACCGAUGCUAAUGGCAGGCGCGUGAAGCAGAGACUCUAGUAGUCUGGUUUUUAAUGGUCUUUUGGUUUUAUUGUGAAGAAGCUUCAUAAUAGCAGAUCAUCUUUGGACUGAUUUCACAUUUCUCUCAUCUGGUAAAUAACUUACGAAGAAGAAGAUUUCUAAUGAUGUUUUUUUGGAACUGAACUUAAUCUGGUAUCGAAAUGGGUACCCAAUUUUCACUCGUCUUGCUGUAGUUAGUGUCGAUGCUUUUUGGGCUACUAUCGUCCCGUGUCUCGGUUGAAUCUCAAUGUGUACUAAUUUUUCAAUUCUAUUACUUGAUUCAUGG